AACAAAUUAUAAAAAUGUCAAAUUGAAACCUUUUCUCUUAAUAAACAAAUAUUAAUGUGGGAAGUAUUGUUUUAAACUGUGUAACCUCUCUGGUAGUUAAUACUAGACCCAUUUCAAUGAACCGCUUCUAUGAAUAACUGAAUAAUGUCGACUUCUAUAUAAAAGCUGGAGCUAACAGUUCCGACUUCAGUAUCUUAGGAAAAAUGCAUCUGAGCAGCGUUCUACUCUUUCUUGGCUGGGUUACGAUCGUCAACUCCUUGAGCCUAAGCUCGAUGAAUAGAAAUAUAACGAGUUCAGAAAGUCUGGAGAAGGUGCCUGGAAAACUACCCACUGAAGCUAAAUUAUGUAUCCCCAUUGAGGUUAAAAAUUCUGAUAAAAAUUCCACAAUUGCUCCCAAGGAAGCAACCACCACAGAAAACAGUAAGGAUCAUGCCACAUCUAAACAGGCCAACAAGGACAAGGUUACUACCGAAAGUCCAGGAAAUAAGGAUGCAUCCACUGACUGUGAACCAAUUCCUUCGGGUAUUGACACAAAGCUAAGUGUCGCAGUUCUGAAAGUUCUCGCAACAAAAACCCUGGGCUAAUCCCAUUUUCAAAUAGUAACAUGUAUUAAAACUAGUUUGAAGAAUAAAAGGGAAAUAAAUGGA
Molecule: messenger RNA, 647 nt
Organism: Drosophila ananassae
Lineage: Eukaryota; Metazoa; Arthropoda; Insecta; Diptera; Drosophilidae
Exons: 2
Coding region: 204-584 (126 amino acids)
Source: RefSeq, a predicted model, not a curated record